AUGGUUUUGUAUGAGCGAACAUUCCCGAUUUCGGCGUGCAAGGCUGAACUGCCCUAUUGUUCCCUGCUGACCCUCAACGCAGCCGGAUUCAAAUGCGGCAACUCGCUCUCCGUCACCGAGGACGGCGGCCUCGAGCUGAACCUUGAUGGCGUAAUCCUCGACAACGAUGUGACCAUCGCCCGCUUCAUUGCCCAGAGUUCCGGAAAAUCAGAUCUGUUCGGCAAGGAUUUAUUCGAGCAGGCCAAGAUUGAUGAGGUCUUGGUGGCUGCCGAGAAAGCCUGGGCCGGCCAGUCUUGCCCGAAGGAGGUCUUUGCCAAUGUCCAAUUCUCCAAAGAUGGGACGCUCUUCGAGAAGCGGCGGACAGUGGCCGAUUUUGCACUUUUCGCCCUGCUGGCGGCAAAGGAAGAGCUGAAGAAGUCGUUUUCCGCGCUGUUCCAAGCCGUUAUCGCUGAUCCGCGUCUGUUCGAGGCCCACACGAUGGUUGGCCGCUUCGAGGUUCAGAAGCCCAAGCCAUCAAAUGACGGCGCCAAGCCGAAGGAGAAGCAAAAGGACGAGGGGAAAUUCGUGGAUCUGCCCGGCGCUGAGAAGGGCAAAGUUGUCGUUCGAUUCCCGCCUGAGGCUUCUGGAUAUCUUCAUAUCGGUCACGCCAAGGCGGCCUUGUUGAACCAGUUCUACCAACAGAAUUGGGACGGCAAGCUCAUCAUGCGCUUCGACGACACCAACCCGGCCAAGGAGAAUGCCCACUUCGAGGAGGUGAUCAAGGAGGAUCUCAAGAUGUUGGAGAUCAAGCCGGAUAUCUGGUCCCAUUCCUCUGACCAUUUCGAGUUGAUGCUCGAGUUGUGUGAGAAGCUCUUGAAAGAAGGAAAGGCCUAUGUGGAUGACACCGAUAUGGAGACGAUGCGGAAGGAGCGUGAGGAGCGGGUUGAGAGCAAGAAUCGAAACACUGCUCCUGAGGCCAACUUGAAAUUGUGGGAGGAGAUGAAGAAGGGAACAACGCGAGGCCUUCAAUGCUGUGUCCGCAUCAAGAUGGACAUGAAGUCGAACAAUGGCGCAAUGAGAGACCCGACCAUCUAUCGCUGCAAGCUUGAGGAGCACGUGCGCACCGGAACGAAAUACAAGGUCUAUCCCACCUACGAUUUUGCUUGCCCGAUCGUCGACAGCAUUGAGGGCGUCACGCACACGCUGCGCACUACCGAGUACCAUGAUCGUGAUGAUCAAUUCUAUUUCUUCUGUGAUGCGCUGGGCCUUCGCAAGCCACACAUCUGGGAGUAUUCGCGCUUGAACAUGACAAAUACGGUGAUGAGCAAGCGUAAGCUCACCUGGUUCGUCGAGGAGGGUGUUGUCGAGGGAUGGGAUGACCCUCGUUUCCCGACUGUACGGGGAGUGUUGCGCCGUGGAUUGACGGUCGAGGGCCUGAAGCAGUUCAUUGUCGCCCAGGGAGGCAGCCGCUCUGUCGUGAUGAUGGAAUGGGAUAAGAUCUGGGCUUUCAACAAGAAGGUCAUCGACCCGGUUGCGCCACGCUACACAGCUCUGGAUACCUCCAAAAAACUGGUCACCGUCAAUCUCGAAUCUCCGAUUCAGGAAUACUCUGCUGACGUUCAACUUCAUCCGAAGAACGCCGAAAUUGGCACGAAGAAGAUUUUCCACUCUUCAAAGAUCCUCAUCGAGCAGGUCGAUGCUCAGACUAUCAAGAAGGGCGAUACCGUCACGUUCGUCAACUGGGGCAACCUGCAGAUUACCGACGUGAAGAAGCAGGGCGACGAGAUUGUGUCCCUGACGGCCAAGCUUGACCUGGACAAUAAAGACUACAAGAAAACGCUGAAGGUCACCUGGAUCGCGGAUGUCGCGUCGCCCAGCACGAUCCCGGUUGUUGCUGUCGAGUACGACCACAUCAUCAACAAGGCAAUUAUUGGCAAAGACGAGGACUGGAAGAACUUCAUCAAUUACGAUUCGGUGCACUACACCCAAAUGAGGGGCGAGCCGGCACUGAAGGGACUGAAGAAGGGAUCUAUCAUCCAGAUCCAAAGAAAGGGUUUCUUCAUCUGCGACCACGAGCACGUCGAGAAGAGCCCAUUCACGGACAAGGAGACCCCGCUGCUGCUCAUCGCCAUCCCGGACGGUAGUCAAAAAGAUCAGGGAGCUGCUGCUCAAUCAACGAAGGACAAGUCUGCGCCCGCUUCGUCAUCGCCGGCAAGUGGCGUCGAUCCGCUGGCCUUGUAUGAAGGUCUGGAACGCCAAGGAGCUGUUGUAAGGGACCUCAAGGGCAAAGAUGCCAAAUCGCAAGCCACCAAGGACGCCAUCGCUCAACUUUUGAAACUGAAAACCGAGUUCAAGGAGAAGACUGGCCAGGAUUACAAGUCCGGCUCGCCACCUGCGGCAGCUGCCCCAAAGGCGGCCACGGCUGGCGCCUCAGACCCCCUUGCUCUUUACGAAGCUCUUGAGCGACAAGGUGCCCUGGUUCGAGACCUCAAGGGCAAAGAUGCCAAAUCGCAAGCCACCAAAGACGCCAUCGCUCAGCUCCUGAAGUUGAAAACGGACUUCAAGGAGAAGACUGGCCAGGAUUACAAGGCUGGCUCACCACCUGCAGCAGCCGCCUCAACGGUGGCCCCGGCUGUCGCUGCCACUUCUGAUUCCUCAGACCCCCUUGCUCUUUAUGAAGCCCUGGAGCGACAAGGCGCCCUUGUUCGAGACCUCAAGGGAAAGGAUGCUAAAUCGCAAGCGACGAAAGAUGCUAUUGCCCAGCUUCUCUCGCUGAAAACCGUUUUCAAGCAGAGGACUGGUCAAGAUUACAAGGCUGGAUCGCCGCCCACUAUCUCAACACCCUCUGCCCCAGCACCCCCUGCCGCUAGCUCCUCCUCUGCGGACCCGUUAGCCCUAUUCAAUGAAUUGGAGAAACAGGGAGCUCUCGUCCGAGAUUUGAAGGGCAAGGACGCCAAGUCGCAGGAAACAAAGGAUGCGAUCGCAAAGUUGCUCAAGCUGAAGGUCGACUACAAAGAGAAGCUCGGCGAGGAAUACAAGGCUGGCACGCCACCCGCAGGGAAGGGCACUUCUGCCGCCGCUCCAGCCCCAUCCAAUGCCCUGGCCCUCUACGAGGAACUCGAGAAACAAGGAGCCUUGGUCAGGGAGCUGAAGGGGAAGGAUGCCAAAUCCCAAGCGACAAAGGACGCCAUCGCCAAGCUUCUCAAGUUGAAGGAAGGAUUCAAGGCGACCACCGGCCAAGACUACAAGUCAGGGACGCCACCAAAA
Mesorhabditis spiculigera is the source of this 3246-nucleotide messenger RNA. The record is from the annotation of a GenBank genome assembly. Lineage: Eukaryota; Metazoa; Nematoda; Chromadorea; Rhabditida; Rhabditidae.